Messenger RNA from Rotaria sp. Silwood2, 372 nucleotides. NCBI's taxonomy places the organism in Eukaryota, Metazoa, Rotifera, Eurotatoria, Philodinida, Philodinidae. The record is from the annotation of a GenBank genome assembly.
AUGUUUUAUGUUGUAGGUAUUCCAUCAAAAGAUCAUCCAUUACUUAUUCGAAAAAUCUUAAAAUCUCUUUGGUUUGUAAUACCAUAUACAGAGAAAGCUCGUCGAUAUCGUUUAAAAUCGUUUGGUCGUCCAGCAAAUGAACAUAAAUAUACUAAAAAUGAAAGUGAACAAAUUACAGUUGUUGAUUUCUUUCGUGAUACAUGGAAUUAUCGUUUAUGUUAUACACAUUUACCUGUUGUUGAAUUAUAUGAUCCAGAUGAUAAAAAUCAAUCAUAUUUUUUACCAAUGGAAUUAGUUAAUGUUGAUGAAGGGCAACCAAAUUUACAACCACUCACAAGUGAACAACAUGCUAAAGCAACAAACAAAACUGUU